UAGUUUUGUUUUUUUCUAUUAAUUUAAACUUGGCUUAGCGAUAUGUUUAGUAAAAAGCAGUUUCUUUUUGUUGUAAUGUUACUGCAUCAUUGCUAAUAAUAUCACAGCUAAGCUACUGUUUAAUUAUUAAUGCAGAGAAUGGAGGCUUCAGCUCGAGCACAGACCUUUCUUCAGAAAAAGAAGAACGUCGGAAAGAAAAAGCAGCCCGUCUACAGUGGGGACAUAGUUUUCACCAAGAAUGGAUCCGUUCAGACCAUUCCCUCCCUCACCAAACGACUGAAAACCGUCACAGAUCCAGUUAUCGGUUUGCAGUAUGUAUGGGAGUAUCGCAGCCCCAGCAAGUCAGUACCUCCUCAUUACCAGUGUAGACUAUGUAAGGUGCAGCGGCUACAGAAUGAGAUGGCCGCUCAUAUUACUGGAUGGAAGCAUUGCUUCAGAUACAUGAAACACGCUCACCCAGAAAAAAUGCCUCAUGAAGAAGAGGAAGUAACAAAGAAUCCAGCUGUCAAAAAGGAAAUAAGAGUGACUGCUGCUGAGGUGGAGAAGACUGAGGGCAGAGGUCAAGUCAAGGUUGUCAUUAGGGAACCUGCUGAUGUGCCAGUCUUUCAGAAUAUGAAGUCUGCAUUUCCCACUGUAAUGGGACCAGGUCCUACAAGUCUGCUUGGACCAAUUCCUGGAGGGUUUCACCCAGGUGGACCUUUUGGUGGUGGUUUUUUGGACCCACCCUUUGCAGAGGAGUUCCCACCUCGGGGUGGCAUGAUGUCUGAUUUUCAUGGCGGCUCAGGUGAUGCCCCCAUGAGGAGCCCUGACUGCUACGGACCAGACAGAAUGAUGGGAGGUCCUGAAAGCAUGCAGCAUUUACCCAACAGCAGAUCUAUGCACAUGGGCUCAGAUGGAUUUGGAAUGGGUCUACGAAGCGAGGAAAUGGGCAGACCUUACCCUGAUGAUCUGCCAAUGAACAGCAGCGAGAGAAUGAUGAGAUCUAAAGGCCCAGAGUCCAACAGCACCCUCGCAACACUUCUCAGAUGUCUGGACACAUUCCGCAUUGAGUGUGAAGAUGAUGCUCAGAUCGUGCUGAAGAUCACACAGAAGCUCACGGAUGUCUUGAUGGAAUACCGCCUCAGGACUAUCUCCUCGGGACCUAGUAUGAAUUCUUCCCGCCUGCCACUGAGCUCCGACAGAUUCUCCGGCAGUAUGUCAGGCCCUUCAAGAUUCUAUAACUGAGAAGCCCAUGUGUUCCUGUCCAUUUUAGUCUUAAUGUGGCAACUGUUUUAAUGUACUUCUCUGUAUGAAGCUUUUUCAUUUAAUAUUUUAAAUUGAAGACUAGAUCACUUGCUCUGUGCAGGACAUGUUUAAAAUACAUCAGGAUUGGUCUGACUUUAGUGAUUUGUUAAUCCUAAUGAUUGGUGCAUUUAGAGUGCUGGAAAUGUUUUGUACACUGAUUUCAAUAAAAAGUUUAAACAA
Molecule: messenger RNA, 1464 nt
Organism: Pangasianodon hypophthalmus (striped catfish)
Lineage: Eukaryota; Metazoa; Chordata; Actinopteri; Siluriformes; Pangasiidae
Exons: 13
Coding region: 130-1224 (364 amino acids)
Cellular component (GO): precatalytic spliceosome
Molecular function (GO): double-stranded RNA binding; single-stranded RNA binding
Source: RefSeq, a predicted model, not a curated record